This is a messenger RNA of Trichoderma reesei QM6a, 1797 nucleotides long. RefSeq lists its product as uncharacterized. The record is from RefSeq and is a predicted model, not a curated record. Gene Ontology annotation, biological process: protein targeting to vacuole; vesicle-mediated transport. Lineage: Eukaryota; Fungi; Ascomycota; Sordariomycetes; Hypocreales; Hypocreaceae. Gene Ontology annotation, cellular component: fungal-type vacuole membrane; Mon1-Ccz1 complex. The coding region runs from base 1 to 1797 and encodes 598 amino acids. The transcript has a single exon.
AUGGGACAGGAGAGCGAUUCCUCCCCCGAGGAGCAACCCCCUCCGCUGCCUCCUCGACCCGCGAGGAGCUCCUCCGACGCGAACGCGAAUGCGCAAGCCCUGCAGGGCCAGGCGACCACUGCCAUCACGCCGCUGGACAUCCAGACCUUGUCCUUCCCCGAUGGCACACGAGGAACCUUUUCCACGCCGAACACUCGGCCCGUGUCGACUCCCGGCAGCGGCUACACGUCGCCCAGCCGCCGGCCGAGCAACUCUGGCCUGGAGGCAGACGAUGGCGCCAGCAUCAUGAGCUUUGCGCCGACGAUGCGUCCGGCUGGAGACAUUGCCAGCCUGUUGACCUCGUCACUCAGCAGGAAGAGCGCGGCUUGGAACUCGCUCAAGUUGCAGUCAAACGUCCAGCCGUUUGAGAGACACCAGCGAGGCGCGCACGACCGGCUGGCUGAGUUCGAAAAUGAGUUUGCGCCGCUUCCUGACGAAACGAACGAGUUCUUCAAGGACGACGAACGGCUGGCGUUAUGGCGCUCGAAGCUCAAACAGUACAUGAUCUUGUCUUCGGCAGGCAAGCCCAUCUGGAGCCGACAUGGAGACCUCAAUCUCAUAAACUCGUCGAUCGGAGUCGUGCAAACCAUAAUCUCCUUCUAUGAAGGAUCCAAGAACCCCCUUCAGGGCUUCACGGCUGGCGAUACCCGCUUUGUGGUAUUAACUCAAGGGCCACUCUACUUUGUGGCCAUCAGCAAGCUUGGAGAGAGCGACUCGCAGCUACGGGUGCAGCUGGAGGCCUUGUACAUGCAGAUUCUGUCGACGCUCACUCUGCCUUCCCUCACCAAUAUCUUCGCGAACCGGCCGUCCACCGACCUGCGCAAGCCACUGCAAGGAACCGAGGCUUUGCUGUCAUCGUUAGCGGACAGCUUCACAAAAGGAUCGCCCUCGGCAUUGCUGAGCUCGUUGGAAUGCUUGAAGCUGCGCAAGACGCAGCGCCACUCGAUCAAUAAUACUUUUCUAAAGUCAAGGACCGACAAGCUGCUCUACGGACUCAUCGUGGCGGGUGGCAAGCUCGUCAGUGUCAUCCGGCCACGGCGGCAUUCCCUCCAUCCCAGCGAUCUCCAGCUCAUCUUCAACAUGCUCUUCGAGUCGGAAGGCAUCAAGGCCGGGGGCGGCGAAAACUGGAUACCACUGUGCCUCCCCGCCUUCAACAACAAGGGCUAUUUGUACAUGUACGUCAGCUUCUUCGAAGGAGUGUCGGGCGAGCAGGCGACGGCACCGGCCGCGGCCGUGGGGCAGCCGGUCGACGAGGAAAUUGCCAUGAUCCUCAUCAGCGCGGACCGGGAGGCCUUUUUCAGUCUCAAACAGAUGCGAGACGACGUCGCGCAGCAGCUGGCGAAGAACGGCAGCCUGGCCAUUAUCCGAGACGCUGCACGGGCCGGGCGCCCCAGCAUGGCGCAGAUCGCCCCGGGCAGCCCGAUAUGCCACUUCUUGUUCAAGUCGCGAGCGAAUGUGCAGUUUUGCAUGUCGGCGCUGGAGCCCGCCUUUGGGCAAUUGGUCAAGAGGCGACGGCUCAUGACGGCGUAUCACGAGCUGCACGCUGCCACCCACGCAAAGAAUGCGCACCUCAAGGUUUUGCAGUGUGUGAGCGACGACGCGACGUCGCUCGCUUGGCUUACUCCGACGUUUGAAUUAUAUUGCAUUGGCGGACCUAACUUGUCACGGGCAGCAAUGGCGCAGGGUGCGAAUAAGAUUAUGCAAUGGAUCAAGAGAGAGGAGCAACGGUUGUUCAUCAUUGGCGGCGGUGUAUUUUGA